Trypanosoma grayi is the source of this 1365-nucleotide messenger RNA. RefSeq lists its product as hypothetical. The record is from RefSeq and is a predicted model, not a curated record. The transcript has a single exon. Bases 1 to 1365 code for a protein of 454 amino acids. NCBI's taxonomy places the organism in Eukaryota, Euglenozoa, Kinetoplastea, Trypanosomatida, Trypanosomatidae.
AUGAACCGAUCAAGUAGCAUUUGUGAGAGGAAUGAGAUGAAAGACUUGGAACGCGAAAUAAUCGCGGAGACUGUUAAAUGUGGGGAGAUGGAAAAGACACUGAAACAUCUUCGCUCACAGAGUGUAGUUCCAGUAAACAGGGUGGUGACACUGCAGUCACUUCUGCAAGAUAUUGAAAAAGUCAAGGAAGAAAAGAGAGCAAUGCAUGAGUGGCUGGAGCGCGGAGUUGCAGAGGCAGAGCGUGUAUCGAUGCAGCUAUCAAAUCUCUCCGAAGAGAUACACCGUGCUGAGGUGCGCGAGAAGGGAGUCAAUCGUGUGGUGGAGGAGAUGAGCGAACGCUACAGUGAGCUUCAGCAGAGACUCCACGAGGAGGAAAUGCAGGUGAAUUCUCUGCAACACCAGAUUGCCACAAAGGAAAGCGACCUCACUGAACUUGGGGAAGACAAUGCCAAUAAAGGCGAUGAUUUUUCGCUCCUUGAACAGCUGACGGAAGUUGAAAAGGAAGUAAAUAAAUUACGGUGCAACGAGGCUGUCAUCGAGACGGCAGAAACAUCGAUGGAUUGUCUCGCCGCGUGCUCUCGCCGGGUACUUCACGAGUUGGGGAAGAUAAGCGUGGCGGUGAACAGCUGUACUCUCUUGGGUGAUUUGCCGGAAAAGAACGAUAAUGGCGAUGACACCGAAUCCUUUGACUCGGAAGAAGGUGCAGACGACACCCGCCACCCGCAACUUAUCCUAACUGCGGCAAGAGCUGUAGUCGACCGCUGUGAUCUGUGUCUCUGCACGAUUUGGUCCGGCUUGAGCCGUGCCGCUUUUGAUCAUGCUCAUAGUCGACGUCAACAGGACAUCCGGUUUGGGGAAGCACACACUGCGGUGAAGCGGGACUUAAGUGCGACUGGCACAGACUCUGCCGAACAUCUGCAGCAGCUACGAGACGAAGUAGAAGUGUGGAAAAACAAAUACCGCACGUAUGAGCGCCUGGUGGAAGAGACGGAAGCGGCACGCCAAUACAGGGACUCUGUGAAACUACAGGGGAAUGCUUACAACAACGACGAGGCCGCGGACGUCUCUGAGGAGCGAUGUGAGGCUCCAGGAAGCUUUUCUGCCAUUGUGAGACAUGAGAGUGCGGUCUUGGAAGAAGACCAUCAACACUUGAAAGCGGUCAAUGAGUCGCUUAAGAAAGAGUUGGUCACCUGCAUAAGCGACUACAAUGCUUUAAAAGAGUUGAAACAUGCUUAUCGUGACUUGGAGGUCAAGAAGUUGGAGCUCGCGCAUGUAAACGAAAAAUUGCGCAAGGAAAACCGUGCAAUGAAGCUGUAUGCAUGGGAGACAGACGCGAGGAUCUCACUGAGGAUCAUCGAGAAAUAG